This is a messenger RNA of Candida tropicalis MYA-3404, 2832 nucleotides long. RefSeq names its product protein kinase. Lineage: Eukaryota; Fungi; Ascomycota; Pichiomycetes; Serinales; Debaryomycetaceae. Gene Ontology annotation, biological process: protein phosphorylation; intracellular signal transduction; microtubule cytoskeleton organization. The record is from RefSeq and is a predicted model, not a curated record. Gene Ontology annotation, cellular component: cytoplasm. Bases 1 to 2832 code for a protein of 943 amino acids. The transcript has a single exon. Gene Ontology annotation, molecular function: tau-protein kinase activity; protein serine/threonine kinase activity; ATP binding.
AUGUCAAGUAUAAUUCCACAGGUUGAGAUGAAUUUCAUUCAACCAGAUCAACAUCAAUCAAAAAUACCACAUUCUCCUAUAACCAACCCUUCUUCUUCAUCAGCAACUACCCCAAGAACAGUAGAAAUCCCACCAAUGUCAUCCAUUCCACAUUCUACUUCCACAUCAUCUAUUCAACAUGCAAAUAUAGCCAAGAAGAUCCAUCGUGAGGUCAGAUUUGGUGCUUAUAUACUAGGAUCUACCCUUGGGGAAGGUGAAUUUGGUAAAGUGAAAUUAGGAUGGAGAAAAGAUGGUAAACAUCCAAGUCAGGUAGCCAUUAAAUUAAUUAAAAGAUCUUCAAUAAUGAAAGAUUCUGAUUCGGAAAUUAAAAUUCACAGAGAAAUUAACUCCCUUAAGUUAUUGAACCAUCCAAAUAUUGUCAACUUGGUGGAAGUUAUGAAAAGUGGUAAAUAUAUUGGUAUCGUUUUAGAAUAUGCUUCAGGCGGUGAAUUAUUCGAUUAUAUUUUACAACACAAGUACUUGAAGGAAAAUGUUGCCAAAAAAUUAUUUGCCCAAUUAGUCAGUGGAGUGGAUUACAUGCAUGCCAAAGGCUUGAUUCAUCGUGAUUUAAAAUUAGAGAACUUGUUGUUAGACAAACACAAGAAUGUCAUCAUUAGCGAUUUUGGGUUUGUUAAUUCAUAUAACAGAGACAAAAAUGAUUUAAUGAAAACCAGCUGUGGUUCUCCAUGUUAUGCAGCUCCAGAAUUAGUUUUGUCACAAACCGCCUAUGAAGGAAGAAAAGUCGAUAUCUGGUCCUUGGGUGUGAUUUUAUAUGCCAUGUUAUCUGGUUACUUACCAUUUGACGACGAUCCAGAUAAUGAAGAUGGUGCUGAUAUUAUCAAGUUGUACCACUAUAUUUGCAAAACUCCAUUGACAUUUCCAGAAUAUGUUUCUCCUUUGGCUCGUGAUUUACUUAGGAAAAUAAUUGUAUCUGAUCCAAAGAAAAGAAUUGGUAUCGAUGAAAUCAGAAAUCAUCCAUGGUUGAGCUCAUAUGCUAACUUGUUAUCCAUCAGACAACCAGAAUGGGACAAGGUCCAUAAAGAGAAGCUGCAACCACCUAUCAUGAUGGAACAACCACAAGCAAACAAGAGAUAUUCCAUGAUUAAUGAAAGAACCAAUUCUUCCUCAUUAAUGUCUCCAGCACCCAGAAUGUCUUCACAUUACACUCAUCCUCACCAACCAUCACAAACCCCAUCUCCACAAUCACACCCACAACCAAUUUCUUCACAUUCAAGAUCGUAUUCAUCGACAAGUAUUAGUUUAUUAUACUCAUCACCUACAUCUUCAAUGGCAAACACUGUGGCUGUACCAAAACUUAAUGAUUCAGCCGAUACAUUAGCAUUGUCGCAAACCCCAUCUCCAAAGAAGCCAAGUUCAGUGUCUCCAACUCGUGGUCACCAAAAAUCAGCUUCCAUGUCCAGCUCAUAUUCUUCUGCUAGCACUGCUUUGAAAGCAGUUGUAUUUGAAGAAAAUAAACACUUACAACAACAAUUUAUUCCAAGAUCAACUACAAUUUCCACCAUUGCAGAAAGUCCAACCAAGUCCACACCAGCGGCAAGCACAAUAUUGUUAGCUCCACCAAACAAAUCAUUACCAAAAUUACCGCAUGCUUCCAAGAAACCAAGACCAACUUCUUACCAUCCAUCUUCAAUGUCAUCUACAUUAAUGCUGCCAACAAGCAAUCCAGCAGAUGUACUUAAGAUUCCAACACCAACUCCUUCCAACUUGGCCAUGACACAAUACAUAUCUACAUCACCACCAAAAUCUGUGGGAUCUACCGAUUCAGGUCAUAAUUACAAUCAUAUGAAUAACAGUAGUAAUAGUGUUUCAUCAAAGGCUGCAUCUAGAAGAAAUUCAGUGGUUACACAUGUUCACGUUAAUGGUGUUUUAAGUAAAGAGAAUUUGAUUCAUUCAACUUCUUCACCAGACAAUAAGAGAAAUUCAGUAUUGAGUUAUUUAGAGGAUAAGAUCGAUACUUUAGAAUUAACCGAAAGUCACUCACCAACGAAAUUAGCAUUUGAAGAAAUUGUCGAUGCUGCCAUUGCUACUCCUGAAAUUAAUCAAGUUCCUGCCUUUGAUUCUCAAGUUUCUCCACAAGAUUCACAGUCAAGCCAAUCCAAAGCUAAAGAAAUGGAUGAUACUAUUCAACAAAUUGUUCAAGAAGAAUCAAAGGAAACUAUAAUCAAAGAACCAGAAAAUCAUCAAGAACUUGAACCAAAUCAAGACAAUGCUCAAGAACAUGAAAUGAUUGAGGAAGUUAAAGAAUGUGACCCAAUAGUUCCUAUUGAAGAAUAUAUAAAGAGACCAGAAGAAGAGGUCAAGGUUAUUCAAGUGAAGAAACCCGAAAGAGCUGCAUCAACAAAGAAGAGAGUUAAAGAGGAAUCGAUCAAGAAACAAAAAGAUACUGAAGCUAAGCCAAUUGAAAGAAGACACACAAUAGCAUCUAGAAGACAAAACAGUCAUGACGAAAAUAAAGAAAACAAAGAAACCAAAGAUGCCAAAAAGAGAAACAGAUUUAGUUUAUUGUCAUUCUACAGUACUUAUAAUUCUUCGAGUUCCAAUAUUUCAUUAGUUGAACCAACUACCAAUUCAUCCACCAAUUCUACUGUUACUCCAAAGAAGAAAAUCUUGGAACCUUCAAAUGAUGCCAACAUUAUGAAGAAGGAACAACAACAACAAAAAAGAGUUGGUUCAAGUGGUUCAAACAGUUCCAAACGUCAAAAUCCAAAAGAAACUAGUGCAGCCAAGAAAGUUAUGGACUUCUUUAAAAGAAGAAGCAUUAGAGUAGGUUAA